Gymnodraco acuticeps is the source of this 1423-nucleotide messenger RNA. It is a transcript of the gene vopp1b, whose product is annotated as VOPP1 WW domain binding protein. Lineage: Eukaryota; Metazoa; Chordata; Actinopteri; Perciformes; Bathydraconidae. The record is from RefSeq and is a predicted model, not a curated record. Gene Ontology annotation, cellular component: cytoplasmic vesicle membrane.
UGGCGCCGCCCCUGCUUGCAACUUCCUCAUUAUUAUAACUAAAGAUAUACCUGUGUGUGUGCGUGCGUGUUGUGCGUGCGUGUGUGUGUUGUUUCCGUGCUGUAAAGGGGCGUGGUUUGAUCCCUCAUCACAUCUGAUGCAGUUUCCCAGCAUGCAUUAAUCUGUCUGAGGACCGUGUUUUCUCCCCGGCUCUCCGCAGCUGUGUUCCCCGGCCAGAGGAGCUGAUCUCCGGGUGUCUGCAGCGGCAUGGCCCGGUCCUUUUGAUCCGAGCGGAGCGUCUCCUCCUCGGCCUUUUCUCCCCCAGAUUCGCCCUCCUUCAGCGGAGCAAUGAGGAACCCUCUGCCCGGGGCGGUGCUCUCUCUCUGGAUCCUUCUGGAGUGUGUCGAGGCCAAGAAGUACUGCUGGUAUUUUGAAGGCGGAUACCCGAUCUACUUCAUAUGUCGCUCGUAUGAGGACUGCUGUGGGACUCGCUGCUGUGUGAGAGCUCUCUCCAUCCAGAGACUAUGGUACUUCUGGGUGCUCCUGAUGAUGGGCGUGUUGUUCUGCUGCGGCGCAGGGUUCAUCGUGCGCAGGAGGAUGUACCCUUCACCUCUGAGAGACGACUUCAACGUGUCCUUCACCAGACACCCUGCCAACUCUCCUGUCUCCCAGCAGCCGGGGGCCAUGCAGGGCUUCGGGGUGAACGGGAUGACCUCUGACCCAGCAGGGGGUCCCUCUGGCUCCGCCCACAUGUUCCCAGCUCAGCCUGGCUCCGCCCACAUGAUGAUGAGCGCCUACCCCCCCCCUCCGUCAUACUGCAACCACCCCCCUCCCUCAUAUGAACAGAUAUUUAACAACGCAGACAAGAAGUGACGUCUGCAGAGAAAAGAGAGAUGAACUGUGAGAAAGGAAAUGAUCAGAGACUUUUAAAACACACACACUUCCUGUACUGAAGAAGCACACACACACACACACACCUGAUCUGUAUUGAAUAUUGAACAGAUAUUUCACAACGCCGACAAAAAGUGACGUCUGCAGAGAAACAAGAGAUGAACUGUGAGAAAGGAAAUGAUCAGAGGGUUUUGUGGAUGUAAGACUUUUAAAAACACACACUUCCUGUAAUGAAGAAACACACACACACACACACACACACACACACACACACACACACACACACACACUAGAAUGUACAAACUGUUGUUGAAAGCGUUUUGAAGACAUAUCCUCCCUGCACUCUUCACUACGUGAUGAGUCCUGGAUGCAGAUUUUAUCUCAGCGUCAUGUCAUAAAGAGCUCCAGUUCAACAUGAGGAAGGACAUGAGGAAGGACAUGAGGAAGGACAUGAGGAAGGACGCUGUUGUGCUUUUUCUUUUGUUUCUUCGUCAGAUAUUCUAGCAUGGAGCUUGUUCAUUAAAGCCUCUUGAGAAGCGUGUUUCCCACAGGG